UACCAUUUGGGGCUAUUUUCUUCAGUUAUUUUUUUGAUAUCUCUUUUGCUGAGCUGAUAAUUAUCUUGUAAUAAUUAGCUGAUAAUUUUCUUUAAAAAUUUUUCUUGCAUGGCUCUUAUUUCUUUUCUCAGCUUUUCCUCUUCUAGUCUUAUUUAAUGUUUAUCCUAGUCUGAGAAUCUGUGAGUUUUCAGUAGUAUUUUAUUUUUCCAAAUAUGUGCAAAGAUAAGUUUUCACCAUUAACCUUUGAAAAACAUUGUGUUCCAGAUUUCUCUCUCUCUCCAUCCCACUUUCCCAAAACAACAAGCCAUCUGGUACAGGUUAAAUAUGUGCAAUAUUUUUAAACAUAAACCUGUGAAUUUUCAAUAAUUACACCAAUGUGGUAUAAUCAGAGAAAAGUCCGAUCACUGCCUUCUUGAAAAUGUCUGAUCUAGUUUGCAUCUGUCCGUGGUUGAGUUUCUGUAGCUUAUUUCUAGACUCUGUCACAGUUAGCCUGCUAGUUCUGUCGGAUCAGAGUGACCGAAGCGCUGGCUUCCCCUUGGUCUUGACCUCCUGCCCAGGUUUAUUCCACUGAAGAUUUAAUGUGCUAGGCUAAAGGUUAGAAGGGAGCCCCCCUCAAUUUUGGGGGUUAUGAUUGUGAAACUUAUUCCUUGUUCCUGUCGCAGAUAGAGAGCCCUGAGGCUGCUCUUAUCUUCUGUAGAAUAGCAUCCUGGAACUGGGUGAUAGUGGACAGCUCUGCCAGAUGGUACCCAGACCUGCUUCUUUACCCACAAGUAGAGGGGUCCCCUGGGACUUUUUUGACCAGGAGUUGAGGAGUGCUGGGCUGCUCCCCACUACUCUUUCUGCUACCCCAGCACUACUUCCCCACCUGUAGUGGAAGCUUCUUUGUUGCUGCUGAAUAUCUAACUUAUGGACUCAGUUUCCCCCAUGCCCCAGAAAUUUGGUGUCCAAGCAAGGGCUUCCUUCUGGGUGGUUCGGUAGUCACUUGAUGGGGUGGAUGGUGGUUCUCUUGGAAUAUUUUCAUUCAGAAUGCCUCCAUCAGUCCUAGGUUCCACAACUGAAAGACAUCAAUUGAAAAGUUUCAAUGUCCUCGUUUUCUGGUCUUUGAGGAAGUGGGGAUGAGAUAAAGGAACUAAAAUUAAUGUGCAGAAAAAGCCAGCCCAGUGUGAAGUCAGGGGAGUCACAAUGAGGGGGAGGUGGCAGGGGGAGUGUGUGGAUCUAAAUCGAGCGCGAGAGAGAAACCGUGUGGAAGAUUGGAGGUGAUAGAAGCAGAUCGCUACUGGGGCAUCUGGUACAUGGUGACCGCUAAUAAAAGACCCAAAGCACAAAGGAUGGAGAGAAGAGGGAAUAGCCAAAGGAGAAUGGGGAUCAGGGCAAAUCCUCGGAAAUGAGCACCCCAGAAGGCAGCGGCAUCUCUUCCCAGGUCCACAUUAUUAGGUCCAAAUUGCUGGACCAUUACUUAUUUUUGGUGACCUUUUAUAAAUCCCUUGAUCUCUUUUGACUUAACUAUAAAGUGACAGUUUUUUCCUCUGCAGACGUCUCUGUGACACUUUAUGUCCCUAGAUCUCUCUUAUUUAGAGUUUCUCAUGUGCAAAAUGAGAGUGUUUAUUGGCCUCGAAUCUGUUUCUUUGCAGUUUAAUCUAACAGUUAAUUAUAAUUAAAAAACAACAACAACAACCCAUAUCUGACAUUUUGUAGGGGUAUAAAUUCCAUCAAGUGUUUUCCAUCUUGUAGUCAGAAUGACCUGGGGGUGAGGGUUCUAAGGGGGAUGCAGUGAGGAAUGGGGUGAGUUUGCUCGGGGCAGAGGGUGGGUAAGUAUGUGUGCUAAGAGGAAAGUGGGAUUCUGGACAGGAAAGAGACAUGGAAGUCAUUUUGUUCCGUGGAGAAGGAAGGAGAGUGGGCCAGGCUGGGGUUGAUGGCCCUGGGGGUGCUGAGAGAUGGUGAAAUUGGGGGUCAGGACUAAGGCCGAUAAACAGGCCGAGGCAUAGAAAGGCAGCAGCAGAACCUCAGAAAAUGGAGCCUUUGCAGUCUGCCUCUCCAUUUAAAAAGGGGCUGCUCUUUGUUCCCAGAAUUUCUAUUGCAUCUUCACCCCUUUGUCCACACUGUUCCCAUGACUUUAGGAGCCCCCUGCUGGGAUCUUCCCUUCCCUUCUUGUCUCUGUUCCCAUGGGUUGGGUGAGAGAGGGUGGCCGGACCACUGGACAUGGGAUGGGUCACAGCCGGGCUCGAUUUCAGCUUAGACACUGGGUAGCCUGGUCCUGUGGCCCAGGCUCCUAGUGCUCGUUUUCUCCUUGGCAAAGUGGGGAGAAGUUCUCUGACAGUUAACUCAUGAGCAUCCGUAGGGAUUGUCCAGAAGGACACGGUCCUGCAGGGCUCCAGAUGGAGGAGAACUGCCCUCUGUGCAGGGAAUAAGAGAAGGAGGAAGUUUGGGGCCGAAGAGGGAGUGGCAAAAGUAAUCUGAGAUGCUGGUGUGGCAGGGAGUGGCAGCCUGAGGAAUGGUGGGACCAGAGCCUCCUUGUGAAGCCCUUGUGAAGCCCCUGGAUCAAUAAUGACGCUGUUUGGCAGUUAGCCACCACCUAUUGCUCUUAUACGGGGCUCUUUGUCAUUUGUCAUUUGCUUGCUGCCUCUCCUUUGGAGUGAAAGAUUGUUGGGGGCGAGAACCUUCCUAUUCCCUUUCACGCACACCCCAGCGCACCCUGUGCUCGCUAGAGCUCAAUCAGUGUUUAUUGACUAGUUGAUAUUGAGCAUCUCGUGUAGUAACUGGAAAAUGUUUGUUGAUUUGUCGCAUCUUGUUUGGGAAUUGCAGGUCCGGAGAGACAGACGCUUUGAACUCCUCCCCUUUGAAAGCAGUAGUGACCUCCUCUUCAGUCUUGUUUUCCCGACUGAAGUCCAGGCAAGAGCCGAAGUUGGUGCCCUCUGGGAAACUCCAUGGCCAGUGCCAGCAGCCCGGGCUCCGGAGAUUUAGAAUCCAAGAUCAAGACUGAGAAUGAGCCAGAGGAGGAAUUGUCCCAUAGAGUGAAGAUCGAAACAUUCAGCAAUGCUGAUGAUUACUCCUCUCUUUUUGGGAAGUGGGGCAAAAGUGAAAUCCAGAUAAAAAGUGAGGAAAUAAAACAGGAGAGUGAGGAAGUAAAACAGGAAAACGAUGAGACAGAAAUUGCCAAACACCAGAAGAUUCAAGCUAGAGACAAAAAUUAUAAAAAUAAAAAAGAGAAGAAAGCUUCCCCUCAAAAUUCAAACUCUUCUGAAGACCAGGAAAUCCAUGCUAUUCAGAAGACUUAUAAAUGUAAUUCAUGUGAUUUGAUCUUCUCUGACAACUUAAGACUUAUUCAACAUCGGAAGAUCCACGCUGGAAAGAGGCCUUUUAAAUGUGAGCAGUGUGGGAAAGCUUUCUUUAAGAUUGCAAAACUUCAUCUACAUCAGAAGAUCCAUGUUGGAGAGAAGCCUCAUAAAUGUAAGGAGUGUGGGAAAGCUUUCACCCAAAAUGCAGACCUUUUAAAACACCAGAGAAUUCAUACUGGAGAGAGGCCGUAUCAGUGUAAUGAGUGUGGAAAAAGCUUUGCUCAGAAGUCGACCCUGUCCAACCAUCAGAGAAUCCAUACCGGAGAGAAGCCUUAUAAAUGUGAUGAAUGUGGGCUAACCUUCAGUCACAGAUCAACCCGUAUUAAACACCAGAGGAUUCAUAGUGGAGAGAAGCCUUAUAAAUGUAAUACAUGUGGGAAAACCUUUAUAGAGAGGUCAAACCUUACUCAACAUCAGAAGAUUCAUACUGGAGAGAAGCCUUAUAAGUGUAAUACUUGUGGGAAAGCCUUCAAUCAAAACUCAAGCCUUUUCAACCACCAGAAAGUUCAUACCGGAGAGAAACGUUAUAAAUGUGAGGAGUGUGGGAAAGCCUUUAAUCAGAGCUCCACCCUUAUUUCCCAUCAGAUGAUCCAUACUGGAGAAAAGCCUUAUACUUGUAAUGAAUGUGGGAAAGGCUUUCGUAAAAACUCGGCGCUGAAUGAGCACCAGAAAACUCAUGCUGAACAGAACCCGGGUAAAAAUAAUAAAUGCGAGAAAGUCCCCAGUCAGACCUCGCCGCCCGAUUCACAGCAGAUGUCUCAUUCUAGAAAAAAACCUUACAAAUGUGGUGACUGUGGGAAAGCCUUUCUUAAAAACUCAAUUCUGAUUAAACAUCAGAGAAUUCACACUGGAGAGAAGCCUUAUGAAUGUAGUAAAUGUGAAAAAGCCUUCACUCAGAGCUCAACUCUUAUCAAACACCAGCGAGUCCAUACAGAAGAGAAGCCUUACCAGUGUGAUGAGUGUGGGAAAGCUUUCAAUCAAAAAUCUAACCUGGUACGCCAUCAGAGGACACACACUGGGGAGAAGCCUUUUAAAUGCCAUGAAUGUGGGAGAGCCUUUAUGAGAAAGGUCCUACUGACCGUACACAAAAGGAAGCACGAUGGAGAGAAUGUGGAAAAGUAAAACAUGUGGACAAGCGUCCAGUGAACAGCUCACCUUAUUGUCCAUCGUGAGAUUCCCAGUGGAUAGAAACCUCAUCGGUAUAGUGAAAGUUCAUUCUGAGCUCAGCCUUUAAAAACAGUGUAGAAUUCAUUUUGGAGAGAAGAAAGUUUUAUUAACGAGAAGAAAUAUGGGAAAACCUUGUGCUUUUUGUAGAAGAGGAAUCUUUUGGGAAAAAGAGACUUUUUUUGGAAAUGAGUUAGGGGAAGUCUCCUAGGACAGAUGAAACAGAAUCAGAAAUGGAAGAAUGCAAAAUCAUUUAUUGCUGAUCAUUUACAGUGGAUUAUUACAAUUACAAUGAUAGUGACCAAUUACUGGACUAAGUCCUGGGUAUAAAAAUAGUAAGAAAAGAUAGUCCAAUGAAGACUGUCUCAAAGCGUCAUGAGAGGGGAUUUGAUAGGUCUUAUGAUAAAGGUUUGGUAAUCACCUGCCAGAUGUGGUCAGGAAUUCUUGGUCAGGAGUUGUAUGUAAUGGGUAUCUCUGAGUUGUCUUCUAUCUAGCUGUGAAAGCUCUUUCAAUGUUCCCUAAUUUUUCCUAGAAGUGAUCUCACCUUUUUAAUAUUAGUAGUCUAUUAGCUUUACAGUCGUGAAAUUUCGUAAUUAGUUUCCAAAGAAUUAAAAGUGGAUAUUACUUAGAAGAAAAAGGAGAGGUAGGUGUUAUGUGGAAGCAGGUAAAUGUGAGCUGAGAGUCUUGAAAGACUUGAAAGACUCUUAUUAUUUGUAUUUUUGAUGCAAAAAUGACAAGGAGCCUCCUCAGAACUGACAUAAUCUAGGAAAUCGAAUGGUUUUGUAUCUUCAUAAGAUUAAAGGAAGAAUAGAGCCGUUAGGUGGCGUUUUUAAGAGAGCGUGGCCUGGAAUCAGGAAAACUCAUCUUUCUGAGAUUGAAUGCAUCCUCAGACAUGUACUAGC
Messenger RNA from Sarcophilus harrisii (Tasmanian devil), 5401 nucleotides. Its product is annotated as zinc finger protein 501-like. Bases 2925 to 4457 code for a protein of 510 amino acids. The record is from RefSeq and is a predicted model, not a curated record. Lineage: Eukaryota; Metazoa; Chordata; Mammalia; Dasyuromorphia; Dasyuridae. The transcript is spliced from 3 exons.